AUGUUACCCAACCAUUGCUGCGCGAGUGACAGUCAAUGGCAACCUUUGACCUUCGGCAUCGGAUACGGUCACGCCGUUCACAACUUCACGCCGCUCGACCCAACCAACUCUGCCCCCGAGGGUGCUUCGGGAUUCGAAGUCGCGCUAUCUCUCGGCGAUGAAGUCUACGUGUUCGAAGAAUGCGAGGGAUGGUACCGGGGAUAUUUGGUUACGGAAGCCAUUGCGAACGGAUGUGAGAGCGCUGGCGAUGGUGACGGUGCUAUUGAGACCCGAGCGUUCGUCGGCGUCUUCCCCAAGGACUGUAUCUGCGUACGGGAGUUCAUGGCUUUGCAGGAGGAGGCGGAUGGUACGGAAACGCCUUGGAACGCGUUCAAGGAGGAGAUGGGAUCUGUCAUGUCUGUACCAACACCCACGGCGCGGCGAAGUUAUUGCUCUGAGAAGGAACGACGACAAGCCACUACGUUCACCACCCCACCUGCAUCCCCGGGCGGCACGCGUACCCGUAAGUCGAGCUCACUCGUUCCCGCCACUGGACCACAUACCAGCAGUGUCUACCCUCGAACACCUCGUACGCCCGAAACAAGGACUCCGAGCACACGCCCUACACCGCGUCCUCGAAGCGCAUUCGCGCAUCGUUCUCCACCUCCAAUACCUGGCAUCAGUCCAUACGAGGAGUCGAGGCUAGGGAAAACGGAACCCGUUGUUGAUGAGAUAUCAGCCGCGUGCAAGGAGUGGUAUGCUGCUCUCCCUCGGCUUCUUGCUUGCUCUCAGUACGACCUUUUCGCCGCUGUGUCGGGCAAGAUUGAUGAGUGCGAGCGGAUUCGACGGGAAAUGAGCAGUGGCGCUUUGACGCGAGAGGAGAUGAGGAGGGUGAGAGAGGGCGCUGUGAACACAUUGGUGGAGGGAAACAAGUUAAUUGGUGCGGAUCUGAUCGUUCGCAGCACCUUGGAUGGUAAGAUCGAGGGUGGUGAUGAUGGUAUCAGCCCGAUACGGUUGAUGGUCAAGCAAGCUGCGCUUACGUCCUCAGCCUCGCCAACCGGUACUUGCAAGGGUGGAGAUUUCGACGAACACCCGUUCAGUGAAUCCGCUGAAUCGGCGCCGUUGUCCAAGUUCGUGCUGGUGGAUGUUCGUGCCUUCGUUGCCAACAUCUGCAAUGCCGCAAGCGAGCAGGUCCAGUGUCACUUUUUCCUCUACUCUGGCGCGAAGUACAUCACCGAGCCAUACGUUGUUUCCAUCAACUCGCAAGGCGUGCCUACGGAUGGCGAUGGUGUGUGGGAUGAUGUUCGGAUGUUAUUCGACGGCUUGAGCAUGAAGGAGUGUGCCGAUAGCGUACAUCUCGUCUGCCGGAUCUACAAGAUAGAGACGCUCAUCCUAGCCGCUGUCUCCACACGGACCCACACCAGCUCGGGCGAAAGCAAAUCCAGCAAAACGAGCCGGAAGAGUGCAUUUUUCGGCGUGAACGGAUCGAAGGCAAGUCUUGAUCUACGGCCGCCUAGUACAGCCGGCUCUAGUAGAUCUGCUGGAGCACACGAGCAGGAUUGUCGGAGACCCUUCGGAUGUGCUGUACUUGAAAUCAGUCGUUUCCUACAGAGCAAGGAGUUGGAAGGCGGGCAACAAAUCAUGCGGAUUUUUACUCCCGCGGCGAGGUUGGAUGGGUCUGGGCACGCUACACUACACGAGGACAUCAUCCAUUCGAAGGUGAACGUGAUCGAGAAGAACGCUCGUGCAGAUAGCCUUCACGUCAACGUGCGAGUGUUCUCUGGAACGAACGCGGACGGUUUGGCGCGUGCUUGGCCGACCGUUUUGCAGGGCGUCACAGUUCUACCGAGAUACGGCUUCACAGCUGGUAUGCAGUUUGGAGAGCGGUCUGACCUUUAUGUUGAGCUUGUGGGUGCUGAUGUGCUUGGAUCGGUGGGGGCGUCGCUCUUGACCGGGAAGAGUGGUGGAACAGUGCCCCUAAGUCCACUCCAAGUGCGGGAGAUCUACCUUGAAUGCGAACUUCGCACAGAUGACGGGCAUACAUUGUCGCUUCCGAGUGUAUCAAAUCUUGAGGAUCACGACGCAUGGGUGAGCGCCAUUGCCGGCCUUCGUGACCCGACUUGGCGCGAGUCCUUCAAGGUCGAACUGGAUGAUCUCGAUUGGCACGAGGCGCAUCUUUGUUUCUCCGUGCGGACGGUGGGAUCAGAAACGCCUCUUGCUACUGCAUACAUGCCGUUGUUUGAUCGGUCACGGAAUACAUUCGUCAAAGAUGGAGAUCACGAUCUCCACCUAUAUGUGUAUGAUCCUGUGUCUGAUCGAUCCCCUUCCACUUACCUUCAAUAUCGGCCGACGUACGGCGCUUUGGGCAAGCUACUGGCCGCCGUGAGGAUCAAGACGACCCUGUGCUCGACAACGAUCACUCAAGACCAGGCACUGUCUUCUCUGUUGGAGUGGAAGGACGUGUUGGCACGGACAGACGUCAAUGGUCCUGAGGCUCUUGAGGAGGUGUUGAAGCAAGUAUGCUUUGUGCCGGAGAUUGAGUUCGUCAAGUUUCAGAAGGAGGUGUUUGACGCCCUCUUUGGUAUUCUUGUGGAGGGUAACCCAUCAGGACGGCUUGACGACUUAGUCUUUGAGGUCCUCGUGGUUGUUUUGGGCGUCGUUUCCGAUCGACGAUUUACGCAUUUCAAGCAUGUUGUCGACAACUACAUGGACACUCAGUUCAACUAUCCUUUUGCAACAGCCAAUCUCGUCCGGUGCAUUCAGAGGCUCCUCUCCCAUCCAACAACCGAUGACAAUGCCCGGCAAUUGCGUGCCAUGAUGAAAGUUUGGCAGCACAUUGUGCGGUUCAUUGUGUUAGCCCGGCAGAAGCAGAGACAGAAGGAGAUUGGUCUAGGAAUCAACGCAGCGCACAACGAUCUCACCUUCGUGAAGGCUCUUCGCGGCAUGUUGGAAUCACUAAACUCGUUGAUGGCCACGACGUCGCCGCAGUCUAUCGUCGGCACGCAGACUAUCGCCAUUCAGCACUUUGGUGACUUGUUGCCAGUACUGGCGAGCGUAUUUCCGAUGGAGGAGGUAUUUGGCAUUGCCGUGAAUUUCCUCAAAUCCUGUCGAGAUAGCCGAGGUCAACAGGGAGUCUACAAGCUCCUUCUGAUCCUGAACCUUUGUCGAAGCCCGAUGUUCAUGAUUGGUGAAUUACACCGUGAAUUGAUCACACAUGUCGUUACAUGGCUGCAGUCGGCCCCCUCUUCCUCGCUUCCUGUCAGCCCUCGAAGUCCACUCUCGCCAACCUUUGAGACCAAUAGCGGAGCGUAUACAUUCGCCCGUAUCCGCUUGACACUCACAAUAUUUGCCGUCCUUCUUGAUCAGCUGUGGAGUGAGCGACGAACGGUCGGUGACGGUGCAAAAGUUGAGCACGACACAAAGGUGGCAAUCUUUUUACCGGUGCUAGGGAGCAUCGUGGAAAUGUACGACGACCUCCGUACAUCCUCUUCGGACAGGUCACGUGGAACGACUGUCCUGUUUCCCGAGGCGUACCCUUUGUCCACUCGAACGUUGGCGAGCGGAAUCGAUGAGGGGCUCUGUGAGGCCACAUCACUGAUCUUGACGCUCUUUCGGCUGGCAAGCCAGGACCAAUUCAGUUCUUAUUUCUACUCUAUCGUCUCCGCGUUUCACGGCGAUAUUGUCUUGCAUCUAACGAAGGUGCUGAACAUUCUUGAAGUGAUUCUCGAACCUGGUAUCUUUCCAGAUACCUGGCUGAAUGUGAGAGCUUUGGUUCAUCGCGGUACGGUCGACUAUUUGGAGAAUGUUUGUGAUGUACUACGCAGCCAUCUUCUUCCGCAACCGGAGAUCGCCGACACUUUUCCCACUGAGCUCUGGCAAAGGUUUUUCACGCUUCUUCUGAAAGUCAUUGGGAGUGACGCCUUGGUCAUUGAGACCUUCAGCACACAAAAGAGACGUGCAGUUUGGCACCUCGUUGGCGAUUUGCGGAGUCAAGGGGCAUAUCUACUCAGACGAGCGUGGAACUGCCUUGGCUGGACUCCAAUAGGAGACGGUAACCUGGACGUUGCCAUUGACCGUCUGGGUGGAUACCAGGUGCAAUUUGCUCCGUGUCUGAUAUCACAGCUUGUUGAGAUUGCGUUGAGUAAUCAUGAGGAACUUCGAAUUGUGGCCGCACGAAUCUUGCAGACAAUGGUAGUUAAUGAGUACAACCUGAACGAGAACCUCACCGUCGUGCAUGAGGCCAUGAUUCAUGCACUCGAUAGUGUCUUCAACAAGAAGCCCGCGCUUGCAGAGCAGGACGGGAAAGACCUAUUCGUGGGCAUACUCCGUGAGGGGUUUGAUCAACUCGGCGUAUCUCCGGAGUUCUUGGGGAUGGUUGAAGAUCUCCUUGGCUCACUCGAUCGAUUUCUGAGCCUGCUGGGAGGAUUGUAUAGUUUACCCGAUGGUGAAGCGUACGAUUAUGGUCGAUAUUAUGACACGCUGAAGCUACUUGAGUUCAUCAAGGAUAUCGAGGAAGACAUCUACGUUAGGUAUGUGCAUACGCUUGUCGAGCUGCACGUCCAGCAGGAACACUUCGUCGAGGCUGCUUUGGCGUUACAGAUGCAUGCCGAUUUGUAUGCAUGGGAUGACACAGAGCUGUUGCCGGAGUUGACACAGCCGGAGUUCCCUCGGCAGACCCCUUCGGCAAGGAAGGAGGCAAUAUAUCUCCAAAUGAUCGACUACCACAUACAAGGACGAGCAUGGGAAUACGCGAUCGAGGUAUGCAAAACGCUUUCGGACGUUUACGAGACGAGAACGCUCGAGUACGCAAAGUUGAGCGCGAUGCAUCUCCGACAAGCCCAGUUCCUCGACAACAUCGUCAACGACGACCGAACGCAUUCCGAGUUCUUCCGCGUCGCCUUUUAUGGAUUAGGAUUCCCACCGGUACUCCGGAACCGACAGUUCAUCUUCGAAGGCGCGCAUUGGGAGAGAUUGUCGGGUUUUGUCGAACGGAUGCAGAUACUGUAUCCGGAAGCCGAGUUGUUACCAGCCAAUCUCGCUCUUCCGGACGUCUUGGGUCAACAAGAUGGUCAAUAUCUUCAAAUCAACGCCGUCCAACCGGAACCGGAUCGGACUCAUGCGGUUUUCCUCAGACAAGAUGUAAGCACGCGGAUAAGAGAGCAUUACGUCCGUCAUGGAAUCCGACACUUCUCCUACACGAGACCCGUAUCUGUCAGUCGAAUGCCGACCAUUAGCUCCAGCUCAAGUGAAUUCAGUGUACUGGAUCUCUGGACUGAGAAGACUCUCUACACCACCGACGUUGCUUUCCCCACCAUCAUAAGACGUGCUGAGAUUGCCGAUGUUGGAGUCGUACGCUCAUCGCCUCUGGAGAACGCGUUGGGCGCUGUGCAUGCGAAGAACGAGGAGUUGAUGGGGUUUGAGCUCAAGUAUGGACAGCUGGACGUGUGCGAUAACUUGAGUCCUUUUUCUAUGAGUCUGAGUGGUGCUGUUGAUUCGCCGAUCAACGGAGGGAUACGGCAAUACCGGGCAAAGUUCCUCAGUGAUGAAUACAGAUUGGCUCAGGAGGGUGAGGCUGAAACGAUCGAGAACCUUGGGUAUGCGAUCAACGAACAAGUCGGGGUGUUGCAGCGUUGUCUCGAGAUUCAUGGUAGGCUCGUCAGUGCAGAGAUGCGACCAUUACACGAGUCCCUCAAAUCGCUCUUCCGCCGGAAUUUCGCGGCGGACCUCAACAGACUCACCGUCACGUCAGCCGGAAGCAACGGUAUGUCACGACUAAGCCCCAUCUCAACCAUCUCGGACGGCAAAACGUCGACACACCUCUACAAACUCACACUCCGGGAAUCCAGCACAUACCCCAACCUCCCACCUGUCAAACUCUCGACAUCGCCACGACGACCAGUUCUUGGUCGAGCACCGCAUACGGCGUCAUUCCAGGGCCGGACGGAGACUCCUUUUGGAAGUGGGGGUGCGGAACAAACCCAAGACGAAAGCGGGAGUUCGGGAAGUACGACGGGUCUGAGUAUCCCCGGUCAAGGGCAUGGCCGAGCGAGUAUGAGCGCGUCGCCGACACGCGCAGAUCGGGACUCGGCACGCCACACCCGCAAACCGCACACAAAAAUCCGAGCCCCCGCGCAAAACUGUUUGCCCGCAAUGUUCAAUCCAGUUGCAAUGUCGGCGAGUCUGGGAAGAGUAGCCGUUGAGCAUCCCACGAGUGAGGAGCCGUUUAGUCAGGUUUCGACUGCUGUCGGGACGAGGCGGAAUAGUUUCGAGAUUGGGGAGGUGUCGGUGCUUGACCCCGUUGGGCCGGAGGAUAUGGCCGAGAAAACACUGCCUAUGACCACCACUUCGUCGACAUCAACCAGAGCCGAAGACCUUAUCCUCAACACAAAGAUCGAACCGGCAUCGGCGACACCAACACCGGAUGCUUCGACAAUCGCGCAGCCGCCAGACCUCGAAAAAUAUGACACUUACGCCGGGAUGAAACUCUCCGAAGACGGAUCGAGCCUAAUCAUCGACUGGUCCCCUACCGACCCGGAAAACCCCCUCAACUGGCCCUCCUCAAAAAAGAUCACAAACGUCACCUGUAUCUCUCUCAUGGCCCUCCUCUCGCCCCUCACCUCCUCCAUGUUCACCCCAGCCCUCCCAAACAUCGAAUCAGAAUUCGGAGUAGGGACGAGUACGGCGAGUUUAGCCGUGACUACAUUCGUCAUCGGAUUCGGGAUUGGACCCCUUAUCUGGGCGCCGCUUAGUGAGGUUUUUGGCCGAAGGUGGAUUUAUGUGAUUACGUAUUCUGCGUUUACCGUGUUUCAGGUUGGGUGUGCGCUUUCGCCGAAUAUUGCUGCGUUUAUUGUGACCCGGUUUUUUGCGGGCUUUUUUGGUGCUUCGGGGAUUAGUAAUGGUGGUGGGACGAUCAGUGAUAUGUAUGCUGCGAAUGUACGGAGUAAGGUGAUUGGGUGGUACGUCCUUGGACCGUUGUUGGGACCGUGUAUUGGGCCCAUUGCCGGGGGGUUUAUUGCGGAGAAUUUGGAUUGGAGGUGGAUCUUUUGGAUCUUGCUCAUCACAGCAGGCUGUAACACUGCCUUUGCUGUCAUCUUCUUGAAGGAGAGUUACCACCCAACCCUCCUCGCCCGCAAAGCUGCGAGGGUACAGGAGGAACUUGGACGCCCCUGCCGCUCGAAGAUGGCGGAUGAGAGACCCCUCUUCCUCCGCCUCCGAAUCGCAAUCGUUCGCCCGCUCAAGAUCUUGUUCAUGCAACCCAUCGUGUUCUUGUUGGCAUGUUACAUGGCACUCAUCUACGGCACGCUCUACCUCCUCUUCACAUCCUUCCCCGCAGUCUUCCAAGGUAUCUACGGCAUGUCCGUCGGUAUCUCAGGCCUCGCAUACCUCGGCUGCGGAAUCGGAUUCCAAAUCGCGAUCAUCUUCGGCGUCCCCCAAAUCCAAAAAAUCUAUAACCAGAAAACUGAGGCGAACGGGGGUAUCGGCAAACCCGAAUUCCGACUCCCCAUGGCGCGGUAUGGCGCUGUGUUGAUUCCGGUGGGGUUGUUUGUUUAUGGCUGGACAGUCCAAUACAAGAUCCACUAUAUCGUCCCGAUCAUCGCCACGGUCCCCUUCGGCACAGGCAUGAUCCUCAUCUUCAACACUACAAACAACUACUUCAUUGACUCUUUCACCCGAUACUCCGCGUCCGCGAUCUCGGCCGGAGCGGUCUUUCGCGCCAUUGUUGGUGCUGUUUUCCCGUUGUUUGCGCCGGCGAUGUAUAAGGGGUUGGGGUAUGGGUGGGGGACGAGUGUGCUGGGGUUUGCGGCGGUGGGGUUGGUGGGGGCGCCGUGGGCGAUUAUGAGGUGGGGGGAGGGGAUUAGGGAGAGGUAUCCGAUUAAGUUGGAUUGA
Messenger RNA from Saitoella complicata NRRL Y-17804, 7866 nucleotides. RefSeq lists its product as uncharacterized. The record is from RefSeq and is a predicted model, not a curated record. Gene Ontology annotation, cellular component: cytoplasm; plasma membrane. Gene Ontology annotation, molecular function: guanyl-nucleotide exchange factor activity; small GTPase binding; transmembrane transporter activity. The transcript has 2 exons. Bases 1 to 7866 code for a protein of 2621 amino acids. Lineage: Eukaryota; Fungi; Ascomycota; Saitoellomycetes; Saitoellales; Saitoellaceae. Gene Ontology annotation, biological process: transmembrane transport; small GTPase-mediated signal transduction.